Molecule: messenger RNA, 693 nt
Organism: Mytilus californianus (California mussel)
Lineage: Eukaryota; Metazoa; Mollusca; Bivalvia; Mytilida; Mytilidae
Product: 39S ribosomal protein L12, mitochondrial-like
Exons: 5
Coding region: 81-644 (187 amino acids)
Biological process (GO): translation; mitochondrial transcription
Cellular component (GO): mitochondrial large ribosomal subunit; ribosome
Molecular function (GO): structural constituent of ribosome
Source: RefSeq, a predicted model, not a curated record
CUGAUUUAACUGGUUGCCUGUUUAAGUCACACUAUUUUUAGCACGAACUGACCUCAAGAAACCAGAUUGCAACUUUGACUAUGGCAUCGAGAAGGCUAAUUUUUCUAUCCACAAAACUUUCCAGAAAUAUUCAUAGAAUAAGCAGACGUGACAGAGUGGUAACUUGUUCCUUAUGUUCAGCUAGUCAUGCCUAUAGUACAAAUCCCUUACCAGAACCAGCUAUAGAUGGACAUGACAAGGUUUUCCCCCCUAAACUGCAUACCAUAGUAGAUGAUAUUGGAAAACUCACCCUUACAGAAGUAGCUGAUUUGAAUGAAUUGCUUAAGAAAACUUUAAGGAUACAAGAUGCACCUGUUAUGGCCAUGGGUAUGCCAGGAAUGGCUGCACCUAAGGAAGAUGAGGAGGAAGAGGCUCCCAAAAUUGUGAAAACUCUCUUCUCGCUCAAACUUUUAGAAUUUGCAGCGGACAAGAAGAUAACCCUGAUCAAAGAAAUAAAGAGCCUUGUGCCGGAUAUGAAUUUAGUUCAGGCUAAGAAGUUUGUAGAAUCUGCCCCACAAGUCAUAAAGGCAGACAUAUCUAAAGAAGAAGCUGAAACUUUAAAGAAAGCUAUAGAGGCAGCUGGUGGAAAAUGUGAUAUUGAUUAAAAGACAAUAUAUAUUCUGUUUAUGAAACUUAAAAAUAAAUAUUUACUUC